AUGCUAGCAGCCAGGUGUGGACAUGACGAGGUGUUCCACUUCCUUGUUACAAACGGAAGUGACGUAACUCGCUUGAGCAAUGAUGAUGACAACAUUCUCCACUUCGCCUGUUUGGGAGGUAAUAUAGAGAUAGUGAAAUACAUCCUCUCACAAGACUUUAUAGAUAUAGAUAGUCGAGGAAAGUUCGGACGAACACCAGUCAUGAAAGCGGCAUGGGGUGGACAUGUUAAUCUGUUUGACCUCCUGGAAAGGGUUGGAGCGGAUCUAUCUCUAGUGAGCGAACAAGGCGACACAAUCUUACACCUGGCCUGUCACAGAGACAAUGUGCCUAUGGUCAAGCACAUCCUGUCUAAGCACAUUGUCGGCGUCAACUGCCGGGGAAUGAAUGGGCGGACACCUGUGAUGAUUGCGGCGAUGUAUGGACACAGGGGCGUGUUAAAAGUACUUGUUGAUAAUGGUGGUGAUGUAUCACUUGUGGACUCUAAUGGUGAAAACGUCCUCCAUGCGGCGUGUCGGGGUGGAAGUAACAACAUGGUGCUCCAUUUUCUCUCUAAACGCAUCGCCCGUAUCAACAGUAAAUCAGGCAACGGACAGACGCCAUUGAUGCUUGCAGCUGAGGGAGGUCACAGAGGUGUGUUCGACUUGCUGCAUGGGUGUGAUUUGUCUGUGACUGAUGCCGAUCGCAACAACCUCCUCCACAUAGCCUGUCUUGGAGGCCAUGAUGAGACGGUGCUGCACGUCCUCAAUCUGGAUCUGUUUGACAUCAACUGUCGGGGGAAGGGGAGACGGACGCCACUCAUGGUGGCAGCUUUAGCGGGAAACAGACAAGUGUUUGAUGUCCUCGUACGUAAAGGCGGUGACCCAUCCUUGGUGGACGAUGACGGUAACAACAUCCUACACAUCGCUUCCUUGGGACAUGAUGUAGAAACGGUGAAAUAUGUCCUCUCACUGAGUAAUGCUGACAUCAACAGCAGAGGCAGGUACGGGAGGACUGCGGUGAUGCUGGCUGCCGAGUCUGGACAUCGAGAUGUGUUUUACUUUCUUGUCUGUAGAGGAAGUGACCUGGAAUGUGUUGACGACAACGGCGACAGCAUCCUUCAUCUUGCCUGUAUUGGAGGACACGUGACGAUGGUGGAGUGCAUCAUAUCUCUGGACAUCGUAGACAUCAACAGUGGAGGUCAGUACGGGGGAACGCCGCUGAUUGCAGCAGCUGAGGGGGGACACAGAGACGUGCUGGACUUGCUCAUCAGUAAAGGUGGUGACGUGUCUCUGGUGGAUGACUACAACAACAACAUCCUCCAUGUGGUGUGUAUCGGCGGCAACACCGACAUUGUUAAGUAUGUCCUGUCCAAGCAUGUCGUGGACAUCAACAGCAGGGGCGAGUACGGCCGAACCCCUGUCAUGAUCGCCGCUCGCUGGGGCCAUAAAGGAGUGUUUGACCUGCUGGUCAGCACAGGCGGUGAUGUGGCACUGGUCAGUGACCACGGGGACAACAUCCUCCAUGUGGCUUGCUAUGGAGGUCACGUGGACAUAGUGAAGCUGAUCCUGUACAAAUACCAUGUAAACCUGGACACCAGGAACCAGUACGGGCGGACGGCAGUGAUGGUCGCGGCACGCAUGGGUUAUGUGAGCGUGGUGGAUCUUCUGAUCAGACGGGGAGCCGAUGUGUCUGUCGUCAAUGACGAAGGCGAUAACCUGCUGCACGUUGCCUGCAGCGGCGGCCACCUGGAGAUGGUGGAGUACGUGGUCCUGCGCGACUUGGUCGACAUCAACUGUACAGAACUCCUGGGAAUGACACCGCUCAUGUUGGCAGCAAAGCAUGGACACAUUAAGGUGUUUGACCUUCUCGUCAGUGAAGAAUGUGACGUGUCUGUGUUGACAGUGAAUGGGGACAACGUCCUCCAUGUUGCGUGCAGUGGAGGGAAUGAGAGGAUGGUGAAUCACAUCAUCCAGAUGGACAUGGUCGACGUGGCGGCGAGAAACCACUUCGGGUCUACAGCUGCCAUGGUAGCCAGAGAACAGGGUUUUCAGUCUCUCUCCGACAGCAUGUCCACGUGA
Molecule: messenger RNA, 2058 nt
Organism: Haliotis rubra (blacklip abalone)
Lineage: Eukaryota; Metazoa; Mollusca; Gastropoda; Lepetellida; Haliotidae
Product: serine/threonine-protein phosphatase 6 regulatory ankyrin repeat subunit A-like
Exons: 2
Coding region: 1-2058 (685 amino acids)
Cellular component (GO): cytoplasm
Molecular function (GO): protein binding
Source: RefSeq, a predicted model, not a curated record